Messenger RNA from Misgurnus anguillicaudatus (oriental weatherfish), 1968 nucleotides. RefSeq names its product dolichyl-phosphate (UDP-N-acetylglucosamine) N-acetylglucosaminephosphotransferase 1 (GlcNAc-1-P transferase) (gene dpagt1). The record is from RefSeq and is a predicted model, not a curated record. Gene Ontology annotation, molecular function: UDP-N-acetylglucosamine-dolichyl-phosphate N-acetylglucosaminephosphotransferase activity. NCBI's taxonomy places the organism in Eukaryota, Metazoa, Chordata, Actinopteri, Cypriniformes, Cobitidae. Gene Ontology annotation, cellular component: membrane. Gene Ontology annotation, biological process: dolichol-linked oligosaccharide biosynthetic process.
UUCAGACUCGGGCUUUCAUGCAGUAAUGGCUACACAUAAGUCUUUAGCUGUUUAGUUGAGAUUCUCGGAGAAACUGGUUCAGUGUCAGUUCCAGUAUGGGUGUACAACUUAGUUGUAAACUUUGUUGACAGCAAACGCUCUUUUCAACAAGAGAUUAGUGCAUAGAGUGACGUAUAGUUAUUUAUAGUAAGUACAGUGUAGUAGUUGUAUAGUUGUCAAUCCCUAAAGAUGUCUCCUGUUCCCGUCCUUCCUCUUAUCAUAAACUGUUUAAUGUCUGCAAUGGGAUGCGUUGCAACACUCAAGCUUAUUCCAGCCUUUAAGGAUCAUUUCAUAUCUGCAAGACUUUAUGGAAUGGACCUAAAUAAAACCACUAAAAAACAAGUGCCUGAGUCGCAAGGUGUAAUAAGUGGGACAGUCUUCCUCAUCAUUCUCUUCCUCUUCAUCCCUGUCCCCUUCCUCAAGUGCUUCAUGGAAGAACAAUGUCAGCGGUUCCCUCACAAUGAGUUUGUUCAGCUUAUUGGUGCUUUGUUGGCCAUCUGCUGCAUGAUUUUCCUGGGUUUUGCUGAUGAUGUUCUGAACUUACGAUGGAGACACAAGCUUCUGCUGCCCACUAUGGCCUCCCUUCCUCUCCUUAUGGUUUACUUUACUAACUUCGGUAACACCGUCAUUGUCGUUCCCAAACCUUUUCGUCUCCUGUUGGGGAUGCAUCUGGACUUGGGCAUUCUGUAUUAUGUGUACAUGGGAAUGUUGGCUGUAUUCUGCACAAAUGCUAUCAACAUAUUGGCUGGUAUCAAUGGCAUUGAGUCAGGACAGGCUCUCUUUAUAUCUGGGUCCAUCAUUGUUUUUAAUUUGCUGGAACUUAAUGGAGACUAUAGGGAUGACCAUGUCUUUUCUUUGUACUUCAUGAUUCCCUUCUUCUUCACCACGUUAGCCCUCUUCUACCACAACUGGUACCCUUCGUCUGUGUUUGUGGGAGACACAUUCUGUUAUUUUGCUGGAAUGACGUUUGCAGUGGUUGGAAUUCUGGGCCACUUCAGCAAGACCAUGCUGCUGUUCUUUAUCCCCCAAGUCAUCAACUUCAUUUACUCUCUGCCUCAACUGUUUCACAUUAUUCCCUGCCCUAGACAUCGUCUUCCUAGGUUACAGUCAGACACAGGAAAGCUUGGCAUGAGUUACUCCAAGUUCAAACGGAAAGACCUAGGCCAAUUAGGACAACUUAUUCUGAGGGUGGCAGAAAUGCUAUGGCUUCUGGAUGUGCGUAGGGGAGAGGAGGCAGACGAUGAGUUUAUUGAGUGUAACAACAUGACCCUUAUCAACCUGGUACUAAAAAUACUGGGACCUACCCAUGAGAGAACCCUGACAGCAGUCAUGCUGUUUAUGCAGGUCUUGGGAAGUGCCGUAGCAUUUGGAAUCCGGUAUCAACUUGUCCGUCUUUUCUACGAUGUCUAGACCCCUCAAGCUUAGUCUGUAAAAUCCUGAAAGACUUCACAACCUGCUGCUCUCAACUGGAGACGACCAUAGUCGACUGACUAAAAGAUUUUUCUUGGACGAUUGCAAAACUGCCAGUUCUCUAUAAACUAAAUGAGGUCUUAUUCCAAUACAGUGCAGUUCACUGAUUUAGACUACUAUACAUCUGCAUGUAAUGGGACAGACAGCACAUAAGCCCAUAAUUCACAAUUGGGAAUUGAAAGUUCUGAAGAUUAAGAAAACAUGCCUUUGCCUUUAUGUAAGGAAUUACAUACAGUGUCUCUGUGAAACAACCAUGUGAACCGAAAAAUAUAAUAUUUUAUUUUGGAAGGUUAUGUGAAGCAUUACAUUCAGGAAUGGUAUAUGGUUAUACUGUAGGUAGUGGCUGAAACUGUUUCAGAAAAUGAUUGAGUUAAGUUGAUAUGCACUUAUAUAUUUUUAUGAUUCUAAUAUGCCUUUAAUUCAUUUGAAUAAAUGAAUGUGAAAAUACUUUGGAGGUAA